UGUAUUUUCGUGUGGUAAAGUUGUUUUGAGUUAUUUUCAGAAUAAAUCAUAAGGAACAAACUCCAAUUUACAAAAAAGUCAAAUAUUGUGAUGAUAAAAAUCAUGUUUGUGAUACUUUUACUUAUUGGUUUUUUAAAUCUUUAUUCUUCUACUAGUCAAAUUCCGGAGAGUUGUCCAAAACGUUUGCUUUCAAAAAUUCCUGAUAACCACCUUUAUCACAAAAAAAACAAGCCGAUUUAUAUUGGGCAUCGCGGUCAACCAAAAGUUUAUCUGGAAAAUACAUUGGAAGGAAUAAAAAGUACGGUUGAUAUUAAAGCAGACGGAUACGAGUUGGAUAUAUUUUUAACUAAAGAUAAAAAGCUUAUAGUUUUCCACUACGAAAAUACUUUAGACCUAGCUGGUGUCAAUAAAAAUGUAUCAGAUUGCACAUACGAUGAGUUAUUACAACUUAACCUCACAGAUAAUGUUAUCAGAGGCGGGAAAGAGUAUCGUUUCAAAAGCACAAGUAAAAUACCUUUGCUUGAAGAUGUUUUAACAGCAAUGAAAGAUACAGAUUUGUUGCAUGUCUUAGAGAUGAAACCAGAGUAUUUUGAUAGAAACGAUCAUUCACAGAGCGAGAUUAUUGGUCAAAAAGUUGCUAAGUUAGUGACCGAAAUGAAUUUAGUUGAGAAAGUUGUUGUAAUCUCGUUUGAUUAUAGAAAAAUUCGUGCUGCAAAAAAAGAGAAUGAAAACCUGGUCGUUGGAAGUUUGGUUAUGAAUGACUUUUCACUUAUUCCAAAAAGUAGCUGGGAUUUAGGUUUGUUUCCUGAAUUACAACAAUGCUUCUUUGAAGCUCCAAACAACACUUUAGAUUUUUAUCAUUUUUUGAUUGAAAGUGGAAUUUUAUUUAAAGCAGCUGGUGCAUCGUUGUUUAUUGCCGGUCUUAACGUGUACGAAGAGAGACCAUUGCCAAAUAACACAUUAAAAGUUUUAAAGAGUAAUUACCGCAAUGACAUAAAUUCAGGAUUUUAUACAGCUUACAGUAUGUACAACACCGAAGACCAAAAUUUAGCUUUUCAAACUAAAUAUAAAACACUGUCUUCACAAGGAGUUGAAAUUCUAAUCACAGAUGAUGUUGAGAGAUUGCGCAAACUUCUUCAAAAUUCUUCGGCACACAAAAAUAUUGCAGUUAGUUCAUAUUUUAUGGUUUUUUAUUUGCUAGCGUGUUCUUGGUUUUGCUAGCGUGUUCUUGAUUUUGCUAGCGUGUUCUUGAUUUUGCUAGCGUGUUCUUGAUUUUGCUAGCGUGUUCUUGGUUUUGCAAGCGUGAUCUAGCGUGUUCUUGGUUAAUGAUUGUUUACUUUUAAUAAUAAUAAUAUAAUUUUUUUUUAUUUUAAACUUGUAAUUUUUUAUUUUACUUUCAGAAAAUGUAACAUUUUCUAAUCAGA
This is a messenger RNA of Hydra vulgaris (swiftwater hydra), 1424 nucleotides long. RefSeq lists its product as uncharacterized. Gene Ontology annotation, molecular function: phosphoric diester hydrolase activity. The record is from RefSeq and is a predicted model, not a curated record. Gene Ontology annotation, biological process: lipid metabolic process. NCBI's taxonomy places the organism in Eukaryota, Metazoa, Cnidaria, Hydrozoa, Anthoathecata, Hydridae.